Molecule: messenger RNA, 900 nt
Organism: Alosa sapidissima (American shad)
Lineage: Eukaryota; Metazoa; Chordata; Actinopteri; Clupeiformes; Clupeidae
Gene: scpp5
Product: secretory calcium-binding phosphoprotein 5
Exons: 11
Coding region: 165-692 (175 amino acids)
Source: RefSeq, a predicted model, not a curated record
AAUAGUUUUAGAAGACUGGUCUAAUUUUUCCGAUUCCGUACGCACCGUUAUCUCAUCUGGUGUAGCCAGUUCCCUUGAUUACAGUGUAAGCUAAUUGUUGCUGCAGAUUCUCCGCAAAUGGACCGCUACAUAUAUGCGUGGUGUAGCCUCCCUUUUGUGCUAUUAUGACCAUGUGGACCACUGUACUCUGUCUCUGCUUCGCCAGUGCAAUUUCAGCUGCACCUCUUGGGCCAUUCUUCAGUUACCUUCCUCAGUAUGACAGUCCAAGACAAUCGGGUCCUUCAACACAGGGGAACAAUGUUCACUACUCACAGCCAGGCUUCAAUGCCCCAGUCAGCAUGGAAAUAGUAUUUCCCCAGCGGUACCCCACCAACCCUGCAGGAGGCUCCCCCAACGGCCCUGUAUAUCGUUCACAGGCUUUCAUCAAGUACUCCAUACCCAAAGCCCCUGGUCGCAAGAGUGUAGAAGUGUAUUACCCUUAUGAUUUCGGGCAGCAGAACUUCCCAAAUGUUCCACAAAUGCCCCCAGCUACAAACCUUUUCCCAUUCAACUUCCCUGUCCCACCACAAACUGUUCCUCAGCAGCCUCCUCAGGUCCCACCGUACCAGCCACUCCAACCCCAGGACACACUGCAGUUAGCGCAGCAGGAGCAGCAGGCCCAGCAGGCCCAGGCAGGAGGAACGUUACCGUGAAGGAAUAACCUGAAUGUUUCCUAGAUACUUGAAGACACUAUAAUAUUUUAUCUUUCAUUUAAAUUAUAUUUGUUGUUGUUACUAGUAUGCAUAAAUGACCAGAUGUGUUGUGUUUUGCAUUUUUACCCAUAGAAGCAUGUAAAUGCUAUGAAGAUACUUUUUUAGAAACAAUGUUAUUAUUGCACUGAUUAUACUGACUAAUGCCUAA